AUGGCAGCACCGCUGCCGCCGCCGCCGCCGCUGCUGCUGCCGGUGCUCUGUGUGCUGGGGCCUCCCGUCAUCAUGCCGCCGCCUCCACCGUACAACUCUUCUCUCCCUGCCGUACUCGCUGCUGCUACUGCCGUCGCCGCCACUGACAGGGGAAUACGCCGGGGAUACGUGCCUGCCAUUGAUCCGCCGGGCUCAGGCCUUUUGUACGGCACCAGAUCUACGUCCCAGCCCACAUCCAAACCCAGGCACAUCAGCGUCGUGAGGAGAAGCAGCGGCGGUGCCGCUGGGGAAGAUAUCCACGGCGCCGCCGCCGUCGCAUCCGCUGGCGACAUCCAGUCCUCGAGCCGCCGGCUUGCAGCCCUGCCGCCGAGAGGACUGCGCGGGCCGCCGCCGCCGCCGCCGCCGCCGCCGCCGCCGCCGCCGCCGCCCUCAAUGGCGGCAGCGGUCGGCUGA
Messenger RNA from Volvox carteri f. nagariensis, 453 nucleotides. RefSeq lists its product as uncharacterized. NCBI's taxonomy places the organism in Eukaryota, Viridiplantae, Chlorophyta, Chlorophyceae, Chlamydomonadales, Volvocaceae. The record is from RefSeq and is a predicted model, not a curated record. The coding region runs from base 1 to 453 and encodes 150 amino acids. The transcript is spliced from 4 exons.